This is a messenger RNA of Eucalyptus grandis, 1397 nucleotides long. RefSeq names its product two-component response regulator ARR9. The coding region runs from base 337 to 1185 and encodes 282 amino acids. The transcript is spliced from 5 exons. The record is from RefSeq and is a predicted model, not a curated record. NCBI's taxonomy places the organism in Eukaryota, Viridiplantae, Streptophyta, Magnoliopsida, Myrtales, Myrtaceae. Gene Ontology annotation, biological process: cytokinin-activated signaling pathway; phosphorelay signal transduction system.
UUGGAGGAUUUUGGCGGGCCCCACUUCCACCCCCUCCCUCUCUCUCUCUCUCUCGCCCUGCUCUUUCGGCUUUUGCCUUCGCUUCCAUCCAAACUCUCUCUCUCUCUCUCUCAGUAAUCUCCUCCUCUCGUCAUAUAAAAUCAACCCACCCCCACUUUGCACACCUCAAAUCUACUCAUUCUCUCUCUCUCUCUCUCUCUCUCUCACUCAUCGCAUUGCCUUUCCUUUUACCAAAUCUUCACGCCCCUCGCAUUGCUCUCUCCGUUUCUGUAAAGGAAUCGGCCCGGGAGAGCGUUGCUUCGGGGGAAUGAAGAAAUAUGGUCGGAUCUUGCUCUGAUGGAUGUGGGUUCUGCUGGGUCUUCUUCGCAUGACGACCCCGUGCUCCCCCUCCUCCCCUGUCGUAGCAGCAGAGGAAGAAGGCGCCGUACCCUCGUGAGAAAGUUUCUGCUCUCGGAUCUCUCGCAUUUCUCUCCAUUCCCGCAAAUGAGCAGUGCCGCAGAGUCUCAGUUCCACGUCUUGGCCGUCGACGACAGCCUCAUCGAUAGGAAGCUCAUCGAGCGGCUCCUCAAGAUUUCCUCUUACCAAGUGACUACCGUUGAUUCUGGUAGUAAAGCUCUGGAGUUCCUGGGUUCCCGUGUUAACGAUGACCGAAGCAGCUCCGAUUCUCUCCCGUCCGUUUCGCCGAGCGAUCAUCAAGGAGUGGAGGUGAAUCUCAUCAUCACAGACUACUGUAUGCCCGGAAUGACUGGCUACGACUUGCUCAAGAAAAUCAAGGAAUCUUCGUCUCUGAGAGACAUCCCGGUGGUCAUUAUGUCAUCCGAGAAUGUCCCUUCAAGGAUCACCAGAUGCUUGGAAGAAGGUGCGGAGGAAUUCAUCCUGAAGCCGGUGCGAUUAGCGGACGUGAACAAGCUCAGACCCCACAUGAUGAGAACCAAGAAGCUCAAGGGUCAGGAACAGGAACAGGAAUUGCAAGAAGAGUCGGUGACACAUUGUGAGGUUCGAUCACAACCACCGCGCCAACAUGAACUCGAGAUCGAACAGAGUCAACAAGAUCAAUCCCAGCAGAUUCAACAACACCAGCAACAGAAAUCCGGCAAUAAUAACAAGAGAAAGGCCCUCGACGUCGAAGAAGGCCUUUCGCCCGACAGAACGAGAAGCAGAUACAAUGGAGUCGCCACUUUCUGAUGAAUCAUCAUCACACACACCCUUCGAUUUUUUUUUUUUUUUUUUUUUGGUGACCAUGUAUCUUUUCACUAAUUUUCUCUUUCACACCCCAUUCCUGCUCACUGCUGGCGCAUACAGAUUAGAGAGAAGCGCUGGAGAUUUGUUCUUUUCUUUUUCCCUCUUCUUUUCGGUUGCUUUUUUUUUUUUUUUUUUUUUUUUUUUUCUGGUAUAUA